AUGACGGUCACCUAUUCACUGAAAGUGUCCAAGGCCAGUCUUACAGGGUUUUCCAGUUUACUCUUCCGAUGGAAAGGAAGUAUAUAUAAAUUGUUGUACAGAGAAAUGGCUGUGUUUAUUGCCUUGUACUAUAUUCUUAGCAUCGUAUACCGUCAUGCAUUGCAAGAAUCACAGAAACGGGUUUUUGAGAAGCUCGCAUUAUACGCAGAAAAGGGGACGAACAUCAUUCCCCUGAGUUUCAUCCUAGGCUUCUAUGUGGCAAUAAUCGUUGGUCGUUGGUGGAGCCAGUACUUGGCGAUACCUUGGAUCGACCAGGUGGCUCAGAUCACUGCAGCCAACGUACACGGAGCUGACGAUAGGAGUCGUAUGAUAAGAAGGUCUAUUGUACGAUGGGUCAACGCAUCGGCGGUUCUAGUCCUGACAUCUGUCUCGCCUCCGAUUAAAAGACGAUUUCCUACUAUGUGGCAUUACGAACGAGCAGGUUUGUUCACGGAAGACGAACGGCAAAUGCUUGAAGAUACAUUGUGCCCACACAGUAAAUUCUGGGUACCAUGUGCUUGGGCAUGUAACUUAGUUGCUGAAGCAAGACGGGAAGGGCGUAUACGGGACGACUUUGCAUCUAAAGCUAUUAUUGACGAAAUUCAGAAAUUUCGAGACUACUCUGGAAUGAUUUACGCAUUUGAUUGGAUAAGUGUUCCGUUAGUGUAUACUCAGGUGGUGACCUUGGCUGUUUACUCUUACUUCGUGUCUUGUCUGGUAGCACGACAAUUCUUGGACCCAAAACAGGGCUACGUCGGACACGAUAUCGAUCUCUAUAUCCCAUUCUUCACUAUAUUGGAGUUUUUCUUUUACUUUGGAUGGUUAAAGGUUGCAGAGGCAAUCAUUAACCCAUUUGGUGAGGACGAUGACGAUUUUGAAGUGAACUUCAUGGUUGACAGAAACUUACAGGUUGGUUUGUUGACUGUAGAUGAAAUGUAUGGUAAACAUCCCAAACUAGAUAAAGAUAUGUACUGGGACAAAGUGGUGUUCCAAAUGCCUUACACCAAAGCAUCCAUUAGCCACAAGCGAGAGAACUCCUGGAUGGGUUCCACCACAGACAUGCACAUGGGCGAGGAUACUUUUUGGAUCACUACGCCUGGUCUUGACACCAUAACUGAAAUAAGUAGACAGACUAUCAUCAACGCAGGAAAUGAGUUCCAGCACCUGACAAACACGCCACCGGAUGACAUUGACAAUGCCUUAUCGCUCCAACGACAAGGAUCGAAGGAAAGCACAGCCAAGAAAAUCAUCCAGAGCAUAGUAUCUCGUAGAAACAGUCACGUACAACGGGAGUUAUCGAACGAGAGUCGCUUUCAUACACCGAGUAACAGUCGAAUACACACUCCAAAAAUAACGCCAAUGUCCAGCCCCAAGUUAACAACAAGAGUAGAAAGACAAGUCUCUAAAGAAAGCGAGGCAUCCAGAGACGUGUCGAAUAGUUCUCCAUUCUUCUCACCCGAUGAAGAAACCAAUGCCACAAAGUUUCCAGUCGUACAAGAAAGUACAGAGACUGCACAGUUGAUUGACAUGGAUGGUGGUAUGGCAGCCUGAAUUCAGACCAGUACGCAUUGAUGGAAAGGCUACGGGGUAUAUUGAUGGUGGAACGGCAGUCUGAAGGAAGACAAAAGUCAUUCUAAAUGUUA
Molecule: messenger RNA, 1682 nt
Organism: Saccoglossus kowalevskii
Lineage: Eukaryota; Metazoa; Hemichordata; Enteropneusta; Harrimaniidae
Product: bestrophin-4-like
Molecular function (GO): chloride channel activity
Source: RefSeq, a predicted model, not a curated record